AUGCAACAGCCAUCAGCCGCCGUUUUGAACGGCCAUCCAGAAUCACCACCUAUGACGCCGAGCUGUCGCACUCAGGUUCGCUAUCCACCACAAACCCACCAAACCUCAUCCCUCUACAAGCGUAUGGGCAACUCCAAGCACAUUCAUACGCCGCCACUAGAGUCAAUCACCCCUACCGGACAGGACUAUCACUUCAAUUACACGCGCUCGCAAUCACAUGAUCUAUCAUCCCCGUCUACCUUGUCCGGGCAGGCCUGCGCAACAACCUCUCAUGAUUCUGAAGAUGACUAUGAUUACGACUCUGACGAAGAGAGUGACGAGGAAGACGAAAGGCCAAUACGCAUCGCAGAAACAGCCAACUUCGUGAUUGAGGAGCUCGACAGUGACCCAGGCUACGAUUGUGACAUUGAAGUUAUACAAGGCCAUUGCGAAGACGCCAGGAGUGAGAAGAGCGGCACAAAGUCAGAAGUGCUCGCCAGAAUGAAAGGAUUAUACAUUGAUGAUAGUUCAGAUGAAGAGGAAAGAGAAUUGCAAGAACGAAGAUACCGUCAAAAAAAGAAGAGAUGGAGUGCAGGCAACUUCAAGCGCAGCCACAGCCAGAGUGUCGAAGGCGACAGUAGCUUUUCCGACAACGAUCCCCUAGACGAUAUAGAUCCAAGCGCCCGCCGACUUCGUCGUCGCGUGAGAGGUCCAAUCGAUCGGCGAGGCUCACUCAUCUUCGAAGACAGAGGCUUCUCAAACACCAACAAUAUCGCGGAAGUGGAGGAGCCGGAGGAAGGAUAUGUGAAGCACACGCAAGGACCGCCAUCUAUUCCUAGUGAUGACGCCUUCACGCUGGACGAGCUUCCCUUCUGGAGGGGUACAGAGUCGAUGGAUCUGGAGAUUGAAUCGGAGUAA
Messenger RNA from Plenodomus lingam JN3, 897 nucleotides. RefSeq lists its product as uncharacterized. The record is from RefSeq and is a predicted model, not a curated record. Lineage: Eukaryota; Fungi; Ascomycota; Dothideomycetes; Pleosporales; Leptosphaeriaceae.